Molecule: messenger RNA, 1845 nt
Organism: Haemorhous mexicanus (house finch)
Lineage: Eukaryota; Metazoa; Chordata; Aves; Passeriformes; Fringillidae
Product: myoferlin-like
Exons: 14
Coding region: 1-1845 (614 amino acids)
Biological process (GO): plasma membrane repair; vesicle fusion; monocyte activation involved in immune response
Cellular component (GO): cytoplasmic vesicle; T-tubule
Molecular function (GO): calcium ion binding; calcium-dependent phospholipid binding
Source: RefSeq, a predicted model, not a curated record
AUGGAGGAGGACUGGUGGAGCAAAUUCUAUGUGUCCAUGGAGGACAAGGACCCCAAAUUCCCGUGGGGAACCAACGAGGACAGACUGAAUAUCUACGGCUGCGAGCUGGAGGCGGUGCCCGAGUUCGAGGGGCUGCAGGAUUUCUGCCAGACCUUCCCCCUCUCCAAACCCGGCCGUGCCCCCGAGCCCGUGGGCAGCUUCAAGGGGCUGUUCCGCAUCUACCCCGUGCCCCAGGAGGGCGGAGCCGCCCCCGCGCCGCGCUGCUUCCAGCGCCUGCCGCCCCGCCAGCCGCAGCCGUGCCUGCUGCGCGUCUACGUCGUGCGAGCCUUCGACCUGUCCCCCCGCGAUGUCACCGGGCUGAGCGAUCGCUACGUGCGGGUGGCGCUGGGCAAGAAGACGCUGGGACAGCGGGACCAGUACGUGCCCAACACCCUGGAGCCCGUCUUUGGCAGCGCGGGCCCCGCGUGCUGGCGGGACCAGCUGUGCCCCAGCCGGGCCCUGGAGCUCCUGGCGGGCACCCGGGGGCUGCCCGGGCCCCGCUUCAGCCGCGGGGGCACCGCCCUGAGCCUGAGCGGGCAGCGCUUCGAGCUGCGCCACUUGGCGGGGCCACCCCCCGCCGCGACACGCCGGGCCCCCCGGGAGCGCCUGGCCCUGCACGUGCUGAACCUGUGCGAGCUCUUCCCGGAGCACUUGGAGACCCGCGGGCUGCAGAGCCGCGCCCAGCCUGGCCUGGAGCAGGGCAAGGUGCAGAUGUGGGUGGACAUUUUCCCCACCAGCCUUGGCCCCCCUAGGCCCCCUGUGAACAUCGACCCCCACAAGGCGAAGGGGGUGACCCGUCCCUGUCCCCUCCUGAGGUACGAGCUGCGCUGCGUGGUGUGGAACGUGGGGGACAUGGAUCCUGGGGACAUCAACCUGCUGGGCCAGCGCAUGAGUGACAUCUACGUGUCCGGGUGGCUGGAUGGGCUCUCCGAGCAGCAGCAGCACACUGACAUCCACUAUCGCUCCCUGAACGGCCGCGGUGCCUUCAACUGGCGCUUCGUGUUCCCCUUCGAGUUCCUGGCGGCCGAGAAGCUCUGCGCCAUCCGCCGCAAGGAGCACGUGUGGAGUUUGGACGAGAUGCUGCUGAAGGUGCUGCCCAAGCUCAUCCUGCAGGUGUGGGACAAUGACAAGUUCAAGGUGGACGAUCUGCUGGGGAUCCUGGAGCUGGAGCUGACGCAGCUGCCCCACCCGGCCUGCAGCGCCCGCCUGUGCCGGGCCACACUGCAGGACCUGCCCUGGUUCUCCUGGGCCUGGCUCUCCCUGCCCCGGUUCUUCUGGGCCCAGCUUUCCCGGGCCUGGCUCUCCCUGGCCCGCUUCUCCUGGCUCUGGCUCCCCCUGGCCUGGCUCUCCCGGUGCUGGUGCCGUGCCCUGGCGCGGCAGCGCUCGCCCCUGAACCUGUUCCGCAGAAGGAGGGCGCGGGGCUGGUGGCCCUGCACCGUGCACAAGGACGGUGGCCAGUGGCUCUUGGGGAAGCUGGAGCUCAGCCUGGAGCUGCUGUCGGCGCAGGAGGCCGAGGAGCGGCCGGUGGGGAAGGGCCGGGAGGAGCCCAAAAAGCACCCGACCCUGCCCGAGCCCAGGCACCCCAAGUCCUCGUUCCUGUGGCUGACAUCUCCACUGAGCCUUGUCCGCCACGGCGUCCGCUGGCACUACCUGCUGUGGCUCGGCCUGGGGCUGGCGGCACUCCUGCUGCUCCUGCUGCUCCAUUCCUUCUUCCCGGGCACCCUCAAGGUGAAGGUGGCUGACCCACGCCAGCUCCUGCCGGCCAAGGAGCAGCCGGGCACGAAGCCUCCCCUGACGGAGCGCUGA